UGCCCCCCCACCUUCAUCCCGCUCCGAUUCCGAAGCCUUGGAAGAGAUCAGCCGGGCCUGCGAGACCUUGGCCGAGCAAACCCCCUUAAACCCCAUCCCAGCCCCAUCCAAACCCCCCCAAACCCCCCCCCAUCUUGGGGGACGCCGGUACCGAAGACCCCCCCCCCGCCACCGCGCUCCCCCCCGCCGCCGCCACCCCCGCAAGGAGCACUUGGACCGCCCCGUCCUGGCCUCCUUGGAUCUCCAAACGCAACCGGAUAAAGGGGGGACCCCCCCCCCCCAAAACCCAUCUCCUACCGCCGCAACCCCCCCCCUUCCCCCAACACCGCCCCCCACCGCCCCCCCCCAGCCCCCCCCGUCCUACGUCAGCUCCAGCGACCUCCUCAAGCUGCGGGCGUUGGGGGGGGAGGGCCCCCCCAAGGAGCUCAAAAUCCGCUUGAUCAAGGUGGAAAGCGGGGGGGGGGCCCCCCAAAGCGGUGCCGUCGGAGGGGGGGGCACCGGGGUCGUCGAGGUGGAGGAGCCCCGGGGCCCCCCCCUGGGCCAGCUCACCAUAAGGCACAGCGCGGCCGAGGUGGUGCGGGCCAGCAAGCAGGCGCGCCUCAAGGGCCCCUUCCGUGAGUCCUACCUGUCCCCGGCGCAGUCGGUGAAGCCCCAGAUCGAUUCCCAGGAGAAGCUGCCCCGGGACAAGCUCAACCCCCCCACCCCCAGCAUCUACCUGGAGAGCAAACGCGACGCCUUCUCCCCUGUCCUGCUGCAGUUCUGCACCGACCCCAAGAACCCCAUCACCGUCAUCAGGGGCCUGGCGGGGUCCCUGCGCCUCAACCUGGGGCUGUUCAGCACCAAGACCCUGGUGCAGGCCAGCGGGGAGCACGCCGUUGAGGUGCGCACCCAGGUCCAGCAGCCCUCGGACCAGAACUGGGACCUCUCGGGCACCCGGCAGGUGUGGCCCUGCGCCAGCAGCCGCUCCCACACCACCAUCGCCAAGUACGCCCAGUACCAGGCCUCGUCCUUCCAGGAGGCUCUGCAGGAGGACAAGGACAGUGAGGAUGAGGAGGCCGAGGAACCUGACAGCACCACAGAGACCCCCCCCAGCAACCCCGACCAGAAAUCCCACCAGAUCAUCAAGUUUGGGACCAACAUCGACCUCUCGGAUGCCAAGAGGUGGAAGCCGCAGCUGCAGGAGCUGCUCAAGCUCCCGGCCUUCAUGCGCGUGUCGUCCACGGGGAACAUGCUGAGCCAUGUGGGGCACACCAUCCUGGGCAUGAACACCGUGCAGCUCUACAUGAAGGUGCCGGGCAGCCGCACCCCCGGCCACCAGGAGAACAACAACUUCUGCUCGGUGAACAUCAACAUCGGGCCCGGAGACUGCGAGUGGUUCGCGGUGCACGAGCACUACUGGGAGACCAUCAGCGGCUUCUGCGACAGGCACGGCGUGGAUUACCUGACGGGCUCGUGGUGGCCGGUGCUGGAGGACCUGUACGGCUCCAACAUCCCCGUGUACCGCUUCGUCCAGCGCCCCGGGGACCUGGUGUGGAUCAACGCCGGCACCGUGCACUGGGUGCAGGCCACGGGGUGGUGCAACAACAUCGCCUGGAACGUGGGGCCGCUGACAGCCUACCAGUACCAGCUGGCGCUGGAGCGCUACGAGUGGAACGAGGUGAAGAACGUGAAGUCCAUCGUGCCCAUGAUCCACGUGUCCUGGAACGUGGCGCGCACCGUGAAGAUCAGCGACCCCGACCUCUACAGCAUGAUCAAGUACUGCCUGUUGCAGUCCAUCAAGCACUGUCAGGUGCAGCGGGAGAGCCUGGUGCGAGCAGGGAAGAAGAUCACCUUCCAGGCGCGGGUGAAGGAUGAGCCAGCCUAUUACUGCAACGAGUGCGACGUGGAGGUGUUCAACAUCCUGUUUGUGACCAGCGAGACGGGCGGGCGCAACACGUACCUGGUGCACUGCGAGGGCUGCGCGCGGCGCCGCAGCGGGGCCCUGCAUGGGGUCGUGGUGCUCGAGCAGUACAAGACCGAGGAGCUCAUGAACAUCUACGACAGCUUCACCCUGGUGCCAUCACCCAGCUCCAGAUGAGCCCCGCCCCCCCCAUCGGGGGGGUCACGUGAUGAUGAUGAUGAUGGGGGGGGGGGCGUCCCGUGCCCCUCCCCCCCAACCCCUCCCCCCAAUGAACAUUGUUAUUUAUUCCCGGUGAUAUU
Molecule: messenger RNA, 2199 nt
Organism: Pezoporus flaviventris
Lineage: Eukaryota; Metazoa; Chordata; Aves; Psittaciformes; Psittacidae
Product: lysine-specific demethylase 6B-like
Exons: 14
Biological process (GO): heart development; regulation of gene expression
Cellular component (GO): MLL3/4 complex
Molecular function (GO): RNA polymerase II cis-regulatory region sequence-specific DNA binding; histone H3K27me2/H3K27me3 demethylase activity; chromatin DNA binding
Source: RefSeq, a predicted model, not a curated record